GGUAGAAGGAAGUGAAUACAGCUGCUGAGUGUUUGAGGAGCUUCGGGAGAGUCAGUCGACGUUUAAAGCGGUUUUAUUUUGUAGCGACAGUCAAACAGGAAACAUGGUGGCCAUGACGAAAAAAGUCAAAACCUUCCAGGUGGUCCUGUCGGACCCGUGCAAGUCGUUUUACUGCGGAGGGGAGCGGGUGUGCGGCCGGGUGGAGGUGGAGGUGACCGAGGCUCUGCGAGUGUCCGCCGUCAAGAUUCUGGCUCUGGGCCGGGCCAAGGUGGAGUACGCUAAGGGCAAGCAGCGGUGCCGACAGGAGGCCGAGUAUCUCCGGCACGAGGAGGUCCUAAAGCUGAGCGAGCAGCCCACAGACACCGAUGGAUCCGUGCUGCUGAGACCUGGCAACAAGUACGAGUACAGCUUUGGGUUUGACCUUCCUCAGCAGGGCCAGCUGGUGUCCUCCUACAAGGGAAAGUUCGGCUACGUCCAGUACUUCGUGAAGGCCAUGCUGGAGAGGCUGCAGCAGCCCACCAUGGAGUGCAGGAAGUCCUUCGAGGUGGAGGAACCUCUGGAUGUCAACACCCCAGACCUGCUGUCUCCCACAGGCGGAAUGAAGGAGAAGAAGGUCACCUGCAUGUUCAUCCCUGACGGCCAGGUGUCGCUGAACGCCAAAAUCGACCGCCGCGGGUUCUGUGAAGGCGAAGACAUCUGCAUCAAUGCCAAGUUCGAGAACACCUGCUCCCGGAUCGUGAUACCCAAAGCUGCCAUCAUUGCCAAGCAGACGUACCAGGCCAACGGGCGCACCAAGGUCUUCCGCCAGAAGCUGUCGUCGGUGCGUGGAAACCACAUCAUCUCAGGCAUGUGCGACGCCUGGCAGGGGAAGACCAUCAGGGUGCCGAAGCUCAAACCGUCCAUGCUGGGCUGCAACAUGAUCCGUGUGGAGUACGCGCUGAUGAUCUACGUGCACAUCCCGGGCAGCGAGAAGCUGAUCCUGGAGCUUCCUCUGGUCAUCGGCACCGCCGGCCUCGGCAGCCGCAGCAGCAGCGUGAGCAGCUACGACGGCUCGGUCAGCACCGCCUCCCAGAGCUGGGUGUCGCUCCGGAUGCCCUCGAACCCCCCCAGCUACUGCGACAUCACCAAAGACGUCCGCCUGGACCAGCCCCUCACGCCCCUGCUGGACGACGUGGACUGCGACAGUCCCAUCUUCAUGGACGCUCCGGGCUUCCAGUUCCCACAGCCUCCGGCGUACACCGAGACUGAUGGAGAGUGCAACGCCAACACCCGCAUGCUGCCUGUGUGCUGAGGUCCAGCUCAGACUGUUCCUCCGAGGAACUUUCCAGAAGCAGGAGCUCCAGACUUCAGCCGAGACCUGAUGCUGAAUGUAGACCUGGAGCCAGGACAGUGGACCUGAACAGAACCUAUCGCUGUGCUUUAUCUGUGCAGAUCCUGAGCGGUGGCCCUGUUACAUUUCUGUGUGCGCUGUCGCCUGCAGAGACUGUGGGCGUCUUUGUUUUUCUUAAGGACGCUGGGACCCGGUAUGGUCCGGGUCGGACGGGUUUGUUCCCACGAAUCAUUCCAGCCUUGUUUUCAAAGGAGGAGCUGCCAUCUUUGUUGGGUUUGCUGUGUUGAAGAGAACUUGUUUCCACAUGGAUCAUAUUUCCAAACAGCAGAGUUUAAAUGUUUUUUCUGCCUUUUUUUUUUCAGCACUUUGUGAUUUUCAAUCUGCUCUUCUGCUGCUGAACUCUUCACCUCUGUUGUUUUCACGUGGAAACCGUAAAGUUGUAAAAACCCUCGUCUGAUGUCUGCAUGUUGUAACGUUUCUGACACUUAGUGCCAAACUGAUGGAAGACUUGUGCUCCGAUUGAUCCAAAGCACCUUAUUAGAGUUUGGGUCAUUUGCUUUAUCUCUGGACCUUCAGGGCUCCACGAGAAUAUUGGGUUUGACUGAUUUGUAUAAAAGUUUUUCAUGUUGUUCAGUACAGAAACUAUUUUUUAUAUCAAACCCUAUGGGUCAGAAUUUUUUAUGAAU
Messenger RNA from Nematolebias whitei (Rio pearlfish), 2016 nucleotides. It is a transcript of the gene txnipa, whose product is annotated as thioredoxin interacting protein a. The transcript is spliced from 6 exons. Lineage: Eukaryota; Metazoa; Chordata; Actinopteri; Cyprinodontiformes; Rivulidae. Gene Ontology annotation, biological process: protein transport. Gene Ontology annotation, cellular component: cytoplasm. The coding region runs from base 104 to 1291 and encodes 395 amino acids. The record is from RefSeq and is a predicted model, not a curated record. Gene Ontology annotation, molecular function: ubiquitin protein ligase binding.